CCACCUGUCAGUGCUCAUCCAUGCCAUCUGCCAGUGCCACAUAUCAGUGCCCAUCUGAGCUGCCUUUUAGUGUCACCCAUCAGUGCCAGUCAGUGCCACCUAUCAAUGCCAGUCAGUGCCACCUAUCAGUGCUGCCAAUCAGUGCCACCUAUCAGUGCCAGUCAGUGCCACCUAUCAGUGUGCAUCAGUGGCACCUAUCAAUGCCAGUCAGUGCCACCUAUCAGUGCCAUAUAUGAGUGCUGCCUUUCAGUGCCCAUCAGUGAUGCCUGUCAGUGCCCAUCAGUGCCACCUACCAGUGCCUCCUCAUCAAUGCCCGUCAGUGCCGCCUAACGGUGCCAUUCAGCGCCACCUGACAGUGCCAGUCAGUGCCGCCUAUCAGUGCCAUAUAUGAGUGCUGCCUUUCAGUGCCCAUCAGUGA
Messenger RNA from Staurois parvus, 418 nucleotides. The record is from the annotation of a GenBank genome assembly. Lineage: Eukaryota; Metazoa; Chordata; Amphibia; Anura; Ranidae.